CCCCGCCCGGAUCAGAGUCGAUUCCGCGCCGCGGCUGCAGCUACAGGUGCAGCAGAGCCGAGCCGGCCGCGCUCCGAACGGCACCUCCCGCCCCACCAUGGGCAACAGCGCGAGUCGCAGCGACUUCGAGUGGGUCUACACCGACCAGCCGCACACGCAGCGGCGCAAGGAGAUACUGGCCAAGUACCCGGCCAUCAAGGCCCUGAUGCGGCCGGACCCGCGCCUCAAGUGGGCGGUGCUGGCGCUGGUGCUGAUGCAGCUGCUGGCCUGCUGGCUGGUGCGCAGGCUGGCCUGGCGCUGGCUGCUCUUCUGGGCCUACGCCUUCGGGGGCUGCGUGAACCACUCGCUGACGCUGGCCAUCCACGACAUCUCACACAAUGCGGCCUUUGGCACGGGCUGCGCGGCGCGCAACCGCUGGCUGGCCGUGUUUGCCAAUUUGCCUGUGGGUGUGCCCUAUGCCGCCUCCUUCAAGAAGUACCACGUGGACCACCACCGCUACCUGGGUGGUGAUGGGCUGGACGUGGACGUGCCCACGCGUCUGGAGGGCUGGUUCUUCUGCACGCCCGCCCGCAAGCUGCUCUGGCUGGUGCUGCAGCCCUUCUUCUACUCGCUGCGGCCGCUCUGCGUCCACCCCAAGGCCGUGACCCGCAUGGAGGUGCUCAACACGCUGGUGCAGCUGGCGGCCGAUGUGGCCAUCUUUGCCCUCUGGGGGCUCAAGCCCAUGGUCUACCUGCUGGCCAGCUCCCUCCUGGGCCUGGGCCUGCACCCCAUCUCGGGCCACUUCGUGGCUGAGCACUACAUGUUCCUCAAGGGCCACGAGACCUACUCCUACUAUGGGCCCCUCAACUGGAUCACCUUCAACGUGGGCUACCACGUGGAGCACCACGACUUCCCCAGCAUCCCGGGCUACAGCCUGCCCCUGGUGCGGAAGAUGGCGCCCGAGUACUACGACCACCUGCCGCAGCACCACUCGUGGGUGAAGGUGCUCUGGGAUUUCGUGUUUGAGGACUCCCUGGGGCCCUACGCCAGGGUGAAGCGGGUGUACAGGCUGGCAAAGGACGGCCUCUGAGCCCGGACUGCCUCCUGGUGGCGGUCAUCGUCCCCCACCGGCCCCUUGGCCUCACGCCCCAGCACCGAGGGGCUGCAUUUCCUUCCUGUACCCUGGACUGCUGCCCUUGUCCCCGAGGAGUGUCCUGGGCAGCCACGCCUGGAGACAGCAGUGUGGGCUUCAGGGCUCCACCUGCACGUGGAGUUGCCCUGGACCUUCAGUGUGGCCCUCCCUGUCUGGGCCUCACCAGGUGAGACCUGGCCCUGCCCCACUGUGACCUGCGUGCUCUGAGCCCACGGUCCCCACGGAGCUGACUUCUCUGAGGUGCCUGUGCCCUACAUUAAACCCAGCGUUUGUUUCACA
This is a messenger RNA of Macaca mulatta (Rhesus monkey), 1411 nucleotides long. RefSeq names its product delta 4-desaturase, sphingolipid 2 (gene DEGS2). Gene Ontology annotation, cellular component: membrane. The record is from RefSeq and is a predicted model, not a curated record. Gene Ontology annotation, biological process: ceramide biosynthetic process; sphinganine metabolic process. NCBI's taxonomy places the organism in Eukaryota, Metazoa, Chordata, Mammalia, Primates, Cercopithecidae. Gene Ontology annotation, molecular function: sphingolipid delta-4 desaturase activity.